AUGGGGCCGGGACGGGACCGGGACCGGGACCGGGGCCGGGGAUGGGGCCGAACCGCCGCUCCCACGGACAGCGAGGAGGAGGCGGCCGCGGAGCAGCCGCUCGGGAGGCUGGAGCCGGCGGAGGAGAGCUCUGGCUYCAGCGACAGCAGCGACGAUGACGGGAGCGUGGCGGGGGCAGGCGGGAAAGAUCAAUCUGACAUGUCUUUUGAGGAGCUCCUGAGGAUGCAGAGCGAUGCAAGGACAAGAGUGACCAAGAAGGUGACUGGUGGGAAGAAAACUGCAAAGCCUACCAAAGCUUCAGCAAAGCAGCAGCAAGGCAAAAAGGGACCACUGGAGAUGUCUGCCAAGAAGCCUGUGCCUUUCCUGCGACAAGUUGUCCCUGUUAGGAAGAAGGUCCAGAGAGAUCCUCGAUUUGAUGACCUGUCUGGAGARUAUAAGCCUGAAAUAUUUAUGAAGACAUACAGCUUCCUGGACGGCAUCAAGAAGCAGGAGAAGGAGAUGGUUCAGAAGCAGCUGAAGAAAUGCCGGAACUUGGAGCAGAARGAGAAACUUCAGCGGCUCCUGAACCGUAUGACACAGCAGGAACAGGCACAGAAAAAACAGCAGAAGUUGAGAGAGAGGGAGCURUCUUUGAAGAAACAACAGAGGGAAUUGGCCAAACAGGGAAAGAAACCCUUCUUCCUAAAGAAAUCUGAGAAGCGGAAAUUGGAGCUAGCUGACAAGUAUGCAGAGCUGAAGAGGAGUGGAAAGCUGGAGAGCUUCCUGAACAAGAAGAGGAAGAGGAAUGCCAUCAAAGACAAGCGCCACCUGCCCUCACACAAGAGUUUGUGACUGUUGGACAUGCUGUUGUCUGGUACUGGGACUCAUCCUGCCUUGGCCAGACCUGAGAGAGGCUAUCCCUCUUCCCAGUGUCUGCCUUCCAUUGUACAGUGAUGCUGUAGGGCAGCAGAGCAGAGGCUGAACUGAAGGAAAUAGUGGGGUUUUUGUAGCUGAAGUAUCAUCUUUGYUCGUGGUUUACAUCAGGCGUGGGUGGUGACAAGUGUGUCGUGCAGAUGCUGCUGGUGAUGACAGCUGUCUUUGCCCUGGCACCUGCUCAUUUCCAACUCUAGCAAGGGAAGUGUGAGCUCUGCCCUGCACUGCUGGCUCUGCUUCAGGUUUUUUUWGACUUCUACUGAGGCAGAAAAGGACAUGGUGCAAUGCCUGCUCAGAGCAGGGYUAGCCCUGACUUCAGAUCAGAUUGCUCAGGGCUGCUUUGGUGGGGUCUGGUAAUGUCAGAGGACAAAUAUCCUCACCUCUUUUGGCCUCUGCUCUAUGCCUCGGGUUCUUCAGAUGGAACUUUUUCUUCCCUCCCCAGGGAACCUGCCUGGUGUUAGUCCAUAAUCACUGUCUUGUUCUCAGUGAAGUGCCUGGCUCUCUCUUCUCAGCAGCUUUGUCACAGGUCUGAGGGGUGGGAGGGAAAGGGGUGCCAUAAGAUCUCCCCAAAGSCUUUUCUUCCUAUGGGUGAAUAUAAAUCCKGUYCCCUCAGCCUUYCCUUGCAGUGCUCCAGCCCUGGACAACUUUCCCAUACUCAACUGGAGACAGCCCACAUAACCAAUAUGCAUCUUUUGGUGUCCCAGCAUGGAUCAGUAUCUGGAUGUAGUCUCACAAGAGAUGAGUUAAGGUGAGAGGAUCACGGUGCUCCACAUGGGCCACUCCUGGUGAUGCAGAUCUGGGUGUGACUGCCCUUCCUCAUGCAUGGGAUGUGCUCAGGUAUUGGUACUUGGGAUCUCUCCUUCAGGGCAGCCUGGCUUCUCAGGGUCAUCUCCACAGGGUUAUUAGUGCUUCUAGGAAACUGAUCCUGGAGGAAAUAAAAUACCUGCUUUUCUUUAUUCCCACUGUCCAUGCUGUA
Malurus melanocephalus (red-backed fairy wren) is the source of this 1888-nucleotide messenger RNA. It is a transcript of the gene RRP36, whose product is annotated as ribosomal RNA processing 36. NCBI's taxonomy places the organism in Eukaryota, Metazoa, Chordata, Aves, Passeriformes, Maluridae. Gene Ontology annotation, biological process: maturation of SSU-rRNA from tricistronic rRNA transcript (SSU-rRNA, 5.8S rRNA, LSU-rRNA). The record is from RefSeq and is a predicted model, not a curated record. The coding region runs from base 1 to 831 and encodes 276 amino acids. Gene Ontology annotation, cellular component: nucleolus; 90S preribosome. The transcript is spliced from 7 exons.